Danio aesculapii is the source of this 696-nucleotide messenger RNA. It is a transcript of the gene tcf23, whose product is annotated as transcription factor 23. The coding region runs from base 1 to 525 and encodes 174 amino acids. The transcript is spliced from 3 exons. Gene Ontology annotation, molecular function: protein dimerization activity; RNA polymerase II transcription regulatory region sequence-specific DNA binding; DNA-binding transcription factor activity, RNA polymerase II-specific. NCBI's taxonomy places the organism in Eukaryota, Metazoa, Chordata, Actinopteri, Cypriniformes, Danionidae. The record is from RefSeq and is a predicted model, not a curated record. Gene Ontology annotation, biological process: regulation of transcription by RNA polymerase II; developmental process.
AUGGCGGAGCGGGCGCUGGAUGAGGACAUGGCCUGGCAGAGAGGUGAGGAUGGAGGAAAGAGCCUGAGGACGCAGAGGUGGAACCAGACGUGUGUCAAACUGGCAACGCAGAGAGAGGCAAAGAAGUGGGUAAAGUCGGGACCGACAGUUUCAUCCAGAGCCUGUAAGAGUCAAACGUCUCCAGAAAACGCAGCGAGAGAAAGGAGUCGAGUUCGUAACCUCAGACAGGCCUUCCACAGCCUGCAGGCUGCUUUACCCUCCGUCCCGCCAGACACCAAGCUCUCCAAGUUGGACGUCCUGGUUCUGGCAACCAACUACAUCGCCCACCUGACCGAGACCCUGGACCAGGGUGGCAUGUUGGGUGACCAGAGCGUCUUGCAGAGAGUCGAGUACCUGCAUCCAGUGAAGAAAUGGCCGAUGCGUUCUCUUCUGUACUGUGGAAACAUCGGAGAGCGACUGACCGGAGCUCAGGUCAGCCAGGAGACGUCCAGUCCCACCAAAGCCGAAAGCAGACUCACAAACUGAGGAAAUAUCAACUGCUGGACAACACUGAAGCUUGUGCGGGAAUGGGCGUUUUAAAGCCACACACACAUACUCGAUAUUUCCACAUUAUUUACUUUUUAUUUUGAUAAUACACUAGAAGUACAUGAUUGUUUAUUAUGUUAUGCCACAUUUAUAUAUACAGUUGAAGUCAGA